AUGACUCUUUAUAGUUAUGUAUAUCAUGGAGGUGUGGGCCCAUGGAGAAUUUAUCUGAAAGGUAUAUAUGGGCAGGUUCAAUUGGAAUCCACUACACACUGGACUUUGCUUCAGCGAAAUGCAUAUGGUCCAUCAAAAUAUACUGGUAUGCUGCAAGCAACCAAGGAGAUCUUUAGAGAGGAAGGCUUACCGGGCUUUUGGCGUGGUAAUGUACCGGCCCUGCUUAUGGUUAUGCCAUAUACGGCAAUGCAAUUUAUGGUGUCGCACAAGAUCAAGACAUUUGCUUCUGGUUCUUCCAAGUCAGAAGAUCAUAACAAUUUAAGUCCAUAUCUUUCUUAUGUUAGUAAAGCAUUAGCAGGCUGUGCAGCCACCAUUGGAUCAUAUCCAUUUGAUCUUCUAAGAACAAUUUUAACUUCAUAG
Messenger RNA from Fraxinus pennsylvanica, 420 nucleotides. Lineage: Eukaryota; Viridiplantae; Streptophyta; Magnoliopsida; Lamiales; Oleaceae. The record is from the annotation of a GenBank genome assembly.